AUGAAGGCCCUGUCCCAUGCACAGCGAGCGCAGAGCGUCUUCUGCGGCCGUCCAGCGUCGAGCCGGCCGGUGCUUCACCGGACACCCGCUCGCGCCCCCACGGCGGCGGUGCCCCCGAAAGCGAUCUUCCUCGCGACCAUGCACAUAGCCCUCCCGAUGUACGCGGUCCUGGCGUCUCGUCCGAAGGUCCGGCCGUGGGCUGCGCGCGCCGUCGCGUCCCCUUGGCCGCACCUGUGUUUCGCGGCCCUCUACGUGGCCGCGCUGGCGUCGCCUGCGAUCGACUGGUCGUCACUGAGCAUGUUCACGCAGGCCGCCCUCCCCCGCGCGGAGUGGUUCGGGGCGUUGUUUCAGAACAGGGCGAUGUUCGCGCUGGCGUGGGUGCACCUCCUGGCGCUCGACAUGCUCCAGGCGAAGUACGUCGCCACAGACGGCCUGCGAAGAAACAUCCCCACCGCGCACUCCCUCGUGCUGUGCUUCAUGGUCGGGCCGCUCGGGCUGGUGAGCCACACCAUCACGUCGUGGAUCGUCGCGAGGCGCUCGGGCGAUCGCGCGCCGGGCCUCGGCGGAGCUGCCAACUGA
Pedinophyceae sp. YPF-701 is the source of this 579-nucleotide messenger RNA. NCBI's taxonomy places the organism in Eukaryota, Viridiplantae, Chlorophyta, Pedinophyceae. The record is from the annotation of a GenBank genome assembly.